This is a messenger RNA of Chironomus riparius, 570 nucleotides long. NCBI's taxonomy places the organism in Eukaryota, Metazoa, Arthropoda, Insecta, Diptera, Chironomidae. The record is from the annotation of a GenBank genome assembly.
AUGUUACGAUCAAAGACAUUUUUGUGUUGUUUAUCGUUGAAAGUUGGCGGAUAUAUUAUUGCAUUUAUAAACUUAGUCGGUAUUGCGUCUGGCUGUGCAUAUGCUGUUAAGCAAUUCUCAUAUUUACACAAUGAACUUUUCACCAUAAGUAUACUCAUAUUGAUUGGAAUUGUUGCCCUUUUUUGGACACUCAUGAAUAUCUUCUUCAUUUCAAGCGUACGAAAGUUGGACCCGCACGGAGUCGUCGACUAUCUCAACAUAAUGCUCAUGAUAACAGUCUUUGCAUUUGUCGUAAAUCUUGUCGAGAUCGGUUACGUCAUCAGACAAUUGUACAGAAACCGAACAAUUAUAUUCCCAUGGGAUGUCCUUAUCAUACCGCCAAUUGUCUUCAUCAUUCAAUUUUAUUUUACAAUAAUUAUUGAGUCACUGUAUCGGAAGUGUGAAGAUAAGGGCGAAGAUGAUCGAGAGCGGGUGUCAAUUGUGCCAGUUGAAAUACGUGGAUAUGAGAAUCAAGUGAUGAAGAGGCAAAUUGAAGCGAAUGGACGAGUAUUAUUGGAGACAGAUGUGUGA